Messenger RNA from Vespula pensylvanica (western yellowjacket), 7193 nucleotides. RefSeq names its product potassium voltage-gated channel protein Shaw (gene Shaw). Bases 717 to 2318 code for a protein of 533 amino acids. The transcript has 5 exons. Gene Ontology annotation, molecular function: protein binding; delayed rectifier potassium channel activity. Gene Ontology annotation, cellular component: neuronal cell body membrane; voltage-gated potassium channel complex; dendrite membrane. The record is from RefSeq and is a predicted model, not a curated record. Lineage: Eukaryota; Metazoa; Arthropoda; Insecta; Hymenoptera; Vespidae. Gene Ontology annotation, biological process: protein homooligomerization; potassium ion transmembrane transport.
AGCAGUAGCAGUAGCAGCAGUAGCAGCAAUAGUAGAUCGCGUCGAAGGAGCACGCUCAGAAGCGCACUCGCCGUCUUUCGACGUCGUCGAAGCGUCGCUCGCGUCGUCGGUGUCAGUCUGGUCCGUGCGCGCGAGUCGAGAGACGCGCUCCGUAAGCACGUCCGAGCUUUUUCGUCCGUUUCUCUACUUUGCUUACUUCCCCUCCCUCUUUUUCUAUAUCUUUCUUUCUAUCGUUCUCUCUUUUUCUCUCUGUCUCUCUCUGUCUCUCUCUCUCUCUCUCUCUGUCUCUCUCUGUCUCUCUCUCUCUGUCUCUCUCUGUCUCUCUAUUAUUCAUAUUUCAUUUCUUUUCUUUUAACUUUCUCAUUUAUUCUUCUCGUGUCGCUACCCAAAGUGCGAGGAUGAAUCCGCGUCGAUUCGUUGCAAGUACCGAGGCGUAGUCGCUCGAAAAAGAAGAGGAAAAUAAAAAGGAGUGCUUGAGAAAAAGAAAUAAAGGGAAGAAAACUCUCUUUCGAGUUUUUACGUUAAAAUACGAGAAAAUAAGAAGUAAGAAGUAAGAAGAAGACAAAUCGCUAUGGGGAAGGUUUACGAUUCAAGUAGCGAGUGCCGUCGCUGAGAAGAUGCCACCGCGGAAGAAGUACGAGACAUGAAGAGACCGCGACCAAGGGACACGUGGGUUUCUUCGAGCCAGGCCAGGCGGUAGCAGAGCCGUGAUCAAAAUGAACCUGAUAAACAUGGACGCGGAGAACCGCGUGGUUCUUAAUGUGGGUGGGAUCCGGCAUGAAACAUAUAAGGCGACCUUGAAGAAGAUCCCGGCGACGAGGCUCUCGAGGUUGACUGAAGCCCUCGCGAACUACGAUCCGAUCCUCAACGAAUACUUCUUCGAUAGGCACCCGGGAGUCUUCGCUCAGGUUCUCAACUAUUAUCGCACUGGGAAGCUCCAUUAUCCCACGGACGUCUGCGGGCCGCUCUUCGAAGAAGAACUCGACUUUUGGGGUCUCGACUCCAAUCAAGUCGAACCUUGUUGUUGGAUGACCUAUACCCAGCAUCGGGACACGCAGGAAACGCUGACGGUCCUGGACAGAUUGGAUUUGGACACGGAGAAGCCGACGGACGAGGAACUGGCCAGAAAGUUUGGCUUCGAGGAAGCCUAUUACGAAGGCACUCUUACCUGGUGGCAAAAACUCAAGCCUCAAAUGUGGUCGCUCUUCGACGAACCCUACUCCUCUCCUGCCGCCAAGGUAAUCAGCAUAGUUUCGGUCUUCUUCAUCUGCGUCUCCAUACUGUCAUUCUGCCUGAAGACUCAUCCUGACAUGCGAGUGCCAGUGAUAGUGAAUCGGCCGGUGAAAGCGGGCAACGUGACGACCUGGGUGCUCGACAAAACGCGCACGAACGCCCAUGACGUCUUCUUCUACAUCGAGUGUGUCUGCAACGCUUGGUUUACCCUGGAGUUCCUUAUACGGAUAACAGCGAGUCCAAAUCGUUGCGUCUUUAUAAAAAGUUCGGUCAAUUUGAUCGACAUGGUGGCGACGUUGAGUUUUUACCUCGACUUGGCAUUGCAACGAUUCGCAUCUCAUCUGGAAAACGCGGACUUUCUUGAAUUCUUGAGCAUCAUACGUAUAAUGAGGCUGUUCAAGCUUACCCGUCAUUCGUCCGGCCUGAAGAUUUUGAUCCAAACGUUCCGUGCCUCGGCGAAGGAACUGACCCUGUUGGUAUUCUUUCUUGUCCUCGGCAUCGUGAUAUUCGCAAGUCUGGUGUAUUACGCCGAGAGGACCCAAUCGAAUCCAGAGAACGACUUCAAGAGCAUACCUCUCGGCUUAUGGUGGGCUCUCGUGACAAUGACCACGGUUGGCUACGGGGACAUGGUACCGAAGACGUACGUGGGGAUGUUCGUAGGCGCGCUAUGCGCCCUGGCCGGUGUCCUCACCAUCGCCCUGCCGGUGCCCGUGAUCGUCAGCAACUUUGCGAUGUAUUACAGUCACACGCAGGCGCGAGCCAAGCUACCAAAGAAGAGACGUCGCGUCUUACCGGUCGAACAGCCAAGGGUCAGGGCGCCGGGCGCGCCUCCCGGUGUUGGACCAACUGGCAUUGGUGCUCCUGGCGUCGGCAGUACCGUUGGUGGACCUCCUGGAGUCGGAGGACACGGACCGGCCGGCCAACACGCCACGACCGGUGGGGGCCCUCCGUCCUCUGGCGUCACGCACGGACAGCAACCGGCCGGUGGUUGCCCUCCUCCUCAUCAGGGGCCUCAGAACCGUAGGAUGAACGCCAUCAAGACCAAUCAUCCCAAGGAUCCGUUCGCUACCAAAUCAGACGUGUAGUCGAUUUCCCUUUUUCUCGUACGGUGGGUUCCAGAGGAAGACCGGAGGAACUCUAACCUGCGGACCAACGGGACCAAGACUACCGGAGGCUUGGGUUAAGCCGAUACCAAGGCUACUCUCCACUGCCGAUGCGUUCGCCGAACGGAAGAAGAAGAUAGAGUCGAAGGUUAGAGGGAACAGCUCGUAAGUCCGCUCGAUGAUCGAUAAGCUUUGCGGACAUUUGUACGGCGAGACAGUCGGUGGCUGUCCUCCGGAGCACGAUGUUACUCUCUUUCCCUCUCGCUCGCUCGUUCUCACUCUCUCCCUCUCUUCCUCUCCCUUCUAUCAAACCUUUUCUCUCUUUCUCUCAUAAACGUAAAACAAGCACGAUAUGACGUAGGACAUUCGAGCUAGGAUCUCUGAUCGCUUCGCAGUACAAGGAUAUCAAACAAUAUUUACCAAUCUCCUUUAACAUUUUUAUCCCAAACCCUCAUCUUAUAAGUAUCAUAAAGUUACGAUUCAAUCGAUUUCUUCGUUUUUCCUGUUACCUUUAACCGUAGGAGGUCCUUCUAUUUUCGGUCAGCUUUUCUUUAAGUAACGCGGCGAGCUAGGAAACCGGUAAAUAUAACUCGUAGGAAACGCAACGCUCGUUAAAUAUCGAAGAUAGCUUAUCCUCCACGUUAUAAAAUAUCGAGGUCAGAGGAAAAAGAAGAAGGGAAAAAGGAAAACGUUGAGAAAAAAACCCGUAAUCGUGAGAGACUUUGAAAAGGGUGAUCGACGGAUAUGUAAGUCGGAGGAAAAGGAAGGUCGAAAAUUAGAAACGGAUUCUCUUCGUUCGUUUGUUCGUUCGUUGUCGUCCUUUGACUCUUGUUCGCUGAAAUGCACGGAGCUUAUCGAUGUUCCGAUACGCAAAGCUUACGCGUAAGCGGUCGUUUAUACUCAUCCGUUCCGGAAUGCGCGCUACGGCCUAAGGUCGACUCGGAACGUGUAUCGAGCGCUUGAGAUUUUCCAAUAUCAGCAUACUCGUUCGUUCCGUCCGACGCGUUUGCGGACUCCGCCGGCUCGUUGGCCCCAUCCAGAGCAGCGCGAUUUUAGACUUACGAAUACGCUUCGGUACACCUGAAAAAGCAAUGGAUUCUUGAGAUUACAGCGAAUCGAUGUAUAUUCGAGAUAUAUACCCCUAUACGUAUGUAUAUACAUAUAUAUAUAUACACACACAUAUAUAUAUACAUAUAUAUAUAUGUAUAAACAUGUAUAUAUACUAGAGAAAAAGAUAGAUCCGGAUCUAAAGUAGGAACCAGACGUAUCUAUCGCUCGGAUUAACUUGUUGAUCGAUAGAAGAGAUGCUUCGAAGGGACCAUGUCAAAAAUAUAUCUCUGUAUGAGUGAAUGCAUGUAUGUGUGUAUGUAUACAAACAUCCUACAUAUCUAUCAAACAGGAUAAUCGUGAUUUUUCAUUUAUACGUUUGCUUUUAACGAACGUCGUUUAACGGCUUAAUGAAUUAAAGUCGGUCUUGUUCUUUUUACGGCGAUAAGCGCUUUAUCAUCCCCAACCGCUUGAAGCGACAUCGGUAAUCGGGUUAGAUUCUAGGGGAUAAUCGAUACCGACGAUCUUUAUAUUCUCGACGAAAUGAGUUUUCCUCAAUCACUCUCAUUCUUUUCUUUUUUUUUUUUCUUUCUUCUUCUUCUUCUUUUUUUUUCUUUAUUUUCGCGAUCUGAAAGCGAAAACGGGAACUCUAAAAUUCUUUCUCAGAACUUUAACAAAACGAUCCGUUUCGUUUAUUCUGCUCUUUGACCACAGUCCGAUUAGAUGGUUACACGUUUCGUAGACUCUGUAAACAACUUCGUCGCGCUUGUUUCUAACUAUAGCAGAAAACGUUAGUUCGGAGAAACGUACAGGAGAAACUCUCAUUUUGCGUUUUCUGUUUACGUUUUAUACUCGAGACAAAAAAUUUACUUAGACUAAAGUGUUACGUUUGAGUUAUAAUUAUACGAUUAUUAAAUAAAAUUUCUUAUUUUGUACGCAUGAUAAAAUUUAUCGAUAUACAAUAAUGAACGUAAACGAAAGCAAUGAGAAGAUUCGAUGAAAAAAGAGAGAAAGAGAGAGAGAGAGAAAGAGAGAUCAACAGUGAAGUAUAUAAUACGAGAAAGAAUAAAAAUAUGUAUGCGAAGCAUUAAGAGUUUCUAGCGUGUUCCUACGAAACGCAUAUCUUCGCGCGAAACUCAUAUGCAACACCGAGCUUAAAAUUCCACAAGCACGUACAUACGUACUUAUGUACAUAUGUAUAUCCUUUGCGCAUCCUGAAUAAGUAUUGCCGGGACCAAUCACCAAGCACCUCCUUAUUCUCUUCCAUCCCUAAGACCUCUCCUACCCCUUCCAUUCUUAUUCCCAAUCAUUAAAUUAUUCUCAAAAUAAAGUAGUACAUUACUCUCUCUCUCUCUCUCCCUCUCUCUCCCUCUCUCUCUCUCUCUCUCUUCCUCUUUCUCUUCCUCUAUCUCCUUUUUUCCUCAUAGACAACGAGCAAAUUUACAUACAUUUAAUGGCAAGGUUGUAUAUGUAUCGUCACACGCGCUAAAAAUAAAGAGAGAGAGAGAGUGAGAGAGAAUGAGUUAAGAAAUCAAAUCGACGAGCUUAAUUAAACAACGCGUGGAUGUCGUACGAAUGCAAACGCAAAUGAAUAAAAGCAACAACUUCCCUAUCAGAGUUUAAGAAAUCUUUGGCCCUGCAUCGAGUAUGCACUCGAGUGUGUCUUGCAACGGAAUAAAUUCGCUCGGUAUAUUGUGUUCUCUGAGUAUAUUUAUGAUAGCAGCUAUUAUCGAGUCGACUUGAGACGGUAAGCAAGGCACGUCUCCUGAUAUCGACGAAAACGUCGAUGCGAACCGAUCUAAGCGAGUUUUCCGAUUACUUUUCCCUUUGGUCUCUCUUUCUCUCAUGAGACAAAGAAGCAAACAAGAACAAUGUCAAUGUUGCCUUGUAAUUCGACCUUGUUGUUGUUGUUAUCCUUGCUUUGUAGUCUUGUUGUUCAAUGAUCUCUCUAAUGUCUUUUCUUUUUAUGAUCGGUCAAACAAUAAACGGGGUAACGUGUAUAUGAUCCGUACAUGCUUGAAGCGACCGUGAUAUUGCUGCAAGUGAAUUCUCCAGAUUUUCUAAAGUAAUACGAUCUUCGACGGAAUCUUGUGGAACAUUUGAAGAAUAGAAAAUUCGAAAUUCCUUCGUGUCGAAGAGACUUUGUCGAGCUGACUCGGUCAGUCAAUAAAUUCAAAUCGACGAGCUUUAGAAAUACACUAAAAGAAGGAAAAAGGAAAGAAAGAGAAAGAGAGAAAGAAACUAAAUUGGUGCGUUUCAAAUAACCGAGUUAACUCGAUAAGUCUUUUAAAGAACUUUUGCAUUUGUGGGGUGGUUGGACGAAAAGGUAAACGAAAUAAAGAAAUGAAAGAUGAGUUGAAAAGAGAGAGAGAGAGAGAGAGAGAGAGAGAGAGAGAGAGAAUGAGAGAGAAAGAGAGACAGAGAAAGAGAAAACAAAUAAAAGAAUGCAUAUCCGCGGCGGGCACAAUAAGCACGCACGCACAACAGUUUUUAAAGAGAAACGAAGAACAAGCGUAUCGUCGGUUAGGCGUGUACAUGGAAAAAUAUAUAUAUACAUUCGUUACUCUGAAUCGUUACUAUACGACAUGGAGAUUGAAUUCCACUAACGAAGGAUUUUUUCUACAUCGUUUUAAUUAAAGAACACAAGAACACGGAGACUUUCAGAGAGAUGUUCUCUUUGACCAUGUAGCAAUCGUCUUCAAUUCCUGGACAUUCUUGAAGCGAUGCGAAUAUCCCUUGAACGUCAUUGUAAUUAUAUUAAUUAACGCGUCUUUAUUGCUCAACGAUAUACCAAGAAAAUAGAAUAGAGCUAGGGAUAAUAAAAAACGAAGGUGAAGUCAAGUUGAAAAGUAUCGUUGCCCGCGAAGAAUCGGUCACCUUCCUUUUGAAAUUAGUCGUAGUUAAAGCAUCCGCAUCUAAAGGAUGUUCAAAAGGAUCUAUGCGAAGCUUCAAGAACUAUCAAAGUUUUUCAUGAAAUUUUUAAUAAAAUCAGAUCGAACGGAUUGAAGCGAUGCACAGAAUGAUGCACGUCAUACCGACGAUUAACGUACGAGACACACCGAUCACACGUGAAAACACAAACAUACACAAACAUGUACACAUAAAAAGAAACACACUUUCACGCGCAUACGUUCAUCACCGCCCUUCUACACUGUUUUAACAGUCAUUUUGACUUUGUAGAUAGUGUUAUACGAUUUUUCUUAACGAACGCCAACGUCGAGCUGCGAGUCGUCGACGCUGCGAAAUCGCAAAUUAAUCGCUAAUCUCGUUAUGAUUAUUUAUUAUUAUUAUAAAUUGGAAAAGGGAGAGAGGAGAAACAACACGCGCGGAAUCUCCCAACACGUCGAACGUACGUAUUAGCACCAAAGGAAGACGAAUUUUACAUUAAACGCAAGACGCAUCGUCGACGUAAUCGUAUUAACAAGCAUUAUCAUUUCUAUUCUUGUAACAUCGAUAUCAUUAUCGCUACGAUCCUUGUCGUGAUCGUCGGCGCAUUUCGUGACACAUCACGUAACACGAUGUAACCGUAACGUGCCGCUCGACGAGGAAAGAAGUCGUCUAGCUCUGAAGAUAGAUUCUCGCGUCGAAUCUCGUACGAACGUUGUACGUUACCACGCAAUGUCGCCGACGAAAAUCUUGGGAGGCAUCGAGGGGACCGAGCGGAUGAAUAAAACAAAAAAAAUAAAAUAAAAUAAAAUAAAAUAAAAAAGGCGAAUUAUAUAUAUAUAUCUAUUAUUGUACCGAGAGUUGUGCGCUGCGUUUACGAUUUAAGCUAGUUUGUUUGUAAAUAAAAACUAUUUGACUCUUUGA